This is a messenger RNA of Exophiala oligosperma, 570 nucleotides long. RefSeq lists its product as uncharacterized. Bases 1 to 570 code for a protein of 189 amino acids. Lineage: Eukaryota; Fungi; Ascomycota; Eurotiomycetes; Chaetothyriales; Herpotrichiellaceae. The transcript has a single exon. The record is from RefSeq and is a predicted model, not a curated record.
AUGUCGCUGACAAUGCAUUUUUUCAUCACCAAUACUCCCGACUUCGAAUCAUGGUCGCUCUGUGUCUCUCCGGCUGACGAUGGAGAAGUACAAGUCUCUCCUCGUAUGACAUUUCCAUCUCCACUGUCCCCGGCAGUGACAGCCUUUCUGUGCUACUGCUUCUUCUCAACAGCAUCAUCGACUGCGUCACCCAUUGAACAUCAUAACUUGCCUCUCUUGUUACAGCUGACAAAAUUGCAUGAGAAGCUGUACCUCAAGGACCUUCGAUAUAGCUUAACAUCCGCUAAUCCCGGAUGUACGACCCAUCAGGAAGCUACAACAGACUCCCUCUGCAUCAAUCCGAAGGCUUUGGCCUCUGCUCGCAAGCUCAACCUUGUCUGUGUGGAAGACCUAUGUCCGCCACAGUGGGAGAUGGUGCACAAUCAUCAUUGCCGUCCUCCACUCCCUACCCAAUUCUGGAUCACGGUGAGUUUCUCCGUGAGUGCUUCGCAGUCUCGUGAGGUCAUUCUGCUUGGUAUGAGUAGGUCUGAGACAACAUUUUCCGACGCGUAUGGAAUACUCUGUCAAUAA